CAGCUCCUCCCUUCCAUGACCAGCCCGACUGAAGCCAACGGCUUGUUGUACUCCGUGGCGUCGUCGCUGGUGGUGUCCACCAUGACGUCAUCCUCCCCCGCGGCGUCGUUGCUGACGACGCACCCCAACUCCGUCUCGACGGAGUCUGCACUCACCACGACGACGUCGUCUGCCCCAACCAGAGACCUUGACCUUAAGAUCCAGGAGUUCUGGUCCUCGUUCCCCUGCCCGCCGCCGUGGAGGCCGCGUCUGCUCAUCGAGGUCAACUCGACCCGGCUGGACCCUCAGGUCAGCCGGACGGUGCAGUCGUUCCUGGCCGGGAAGUGUGAGAUCGGGCACAUCCUCUUCCCGUCCGACUACAACCUGGACGCGGGCAACUCCAAGCACAAGCUCAACCCGGUCCCCCGCUUCACCGACGGCGCGGAUCACGGCUCGUCGUCCCACGGCGACCUGUCGACCGCCGACCAUCACUGGUGCGACACGCCCUGCCAGCUGUCCAUCGGGUGCGCCAUGUUCUUCGUGGUGGUCGUCAUGAUGGUGGCGGUGCUGGUGUGCAUCACAAAGCAAGUACCAUUUUUGUUGUUGUUGUUGUUACCGAAGUAGACAGAAGGUCAUUUAGCUCUGUUGGUUUGUUCAGAUAAGCUCGGCUCUUAGCUCUGUUGGUUUGUUCAGAUAAGCUCGGCCCUUAGCUCUGUUGGUUUGUUCAGAUGAGCUCGACCCUUAGCUCACGGACAAUGCACGUCUCUGUAAACCUGCGAUUCUCCACCUACCUCAAUGCCGUGACCCUUUAAUACAGUUCCUCAUGUUGUGUUGACCCCAGACCAUAAAAUUAGGUUCGUUGCUACUGCCUUAAAUGUGUUUUCCGAUGGUCUUAGGCGACCACUGUGUAAGGGGUCGUUCGACCCCCCAAAUGGGUCGCGACCAAGAGUAGACCAAGAGGAGGCCAAGAGUAGACCAAGAGUAGACCAAGAGGAGACAAGAGUAGACCAAGAGUAGACCAAGAGGAGACCAAGAGUAGACCAACAGUAGACCAACAGUAGACCAAAUGCUAACACCACAGUACAGUGGAGGCGUGGACUGCAUUAGAUUACCAUUUUUGUUUCAUUUCAAAGUCUUUUCUAAUUUUUUUUUUUUUUUUAAAAUCAAAAUAUAAAUUUAACAUUUUUAUAUCUAACAUUUUAAAUUUUAAUAAGGUCAACGUUAAACGAUAUAAUUUUAAAAAAUAUACAACUCUUAUGUUAUAGUAUAACUAUAAAAAUGAUAUACCCAGAGAUAACUGUGGUGUGCACACUGUGUAUGUGUGUGUGUUUGUGUGCUAUUUACUGGCUCUUUGAUAACUGACCUCGUGUGUGUUUGUGUGUGUAUUUGGUCUAUUAUAUCAGCGUAGUGUAUUCCUGCUGUAUCCAAUUAGAUGUCGACGCUCGGAUUUCAAUUUUAAUGACGCUAUCUUUUCCGCAGGCAUCGCGUCAGGCACAAGAUGGCUGCCACCCGGCCGUCCCGUCAACAGCUCCAGCUCAGCACGUCAACCAGUGACGCCGUCAACUGUACGGACUUCUCAAACCUGGAGGUGUGUCUCACGGCGGUUCUCAUUCUGGGAUUUAGGGUCUCAUAUACAUCUUUUCUGUGUGUGUGUGGGGGGGGGGAUGUCGGUAACAUUAAAGAAGAGAUCAUAUAUAUAUAUAUAUAUAUAAAGAGAAAAGUCAACCAUUCACAUACAAAUGUCGAUCAUCCAUAUAGAAAAAUUGGCCAGACACACGGAAAAACACGUCUACCAGUGACGCCGUCAUCUGUACGGACUUCUCAAACCGGGAGGUGUGUCUCACGGCGGUUCUCGUUGUGGGAUUUGGGGUCUCAUAUACAUCUUUUCUGUGUGUGUGUGGGGGGGGGGAUGUCGGUAACAUUAAAGAAGAGAUCAUAUAUAUAUAUAUAUAUAUAAAGAGAAAAGUCGACCAUUCACAUACAAAUGUCGAUCAUCCAUAUAGAAAAAUUGGCCAGUCACACGGAAAAGUCGACCGUCCACAAAGAACAGUGGACCAUUGACCUAGAAAGAUCAGUCAUCGAUAUCGAAAAAUCAGUCAAGGGUGGGGAAUUAAAAAAAAAUAUGCUUGUGUCAUCCUAGAGUGCAUUCUGUCAUGUAAAGGUUUUAAAUUUAUUUUCUCUGUCUCGUGGGGAUACAAGCCUGAUAGAAGAAUAUGCAUUGGUCGGGAAAAGCUGUUAUGUUAUUGGACAGCUGAAAUAAAGGAACAUAUUUGGUUGUUGGUGCAUUUGUUUAAAAAUAUCUAUUUUUUUUUAAAUUUAUUAAUUUUUGCCUUUUUAGUUAUAAUAUACGUUUCAUUUUUUUUUCUUUGAAAGGAAAACAAACUGUUUUUCCAAACAACCAAACAAAAUAGGUUUUAAUUAUUUUUUUUAAAAAAAAAAAUUUUUUAAAAUGUAAAAAUUUGGUAUUUUUCCCCCCCCCCCCCCCCAUCUUAACUUAAAGUAAAGUAGGGAAACUUUGGCCUGAAAUAAUGAUGUUAGGAAAGAGUCUCAUUUCGAGCGAUUUUUUGUGUGUGUUUAAAGUGAUAGAAUGUGCGGAUAUAGAUAUGAUUUAAUUGAUAGCUUCACUUCUAACGCAAAAUGCCGAGACAUUCCAUUGAAUUGAGUCAAGUUCUUCCCUGAUGUUGAUUUUAUUCUAAAGCGGCAAAAACAACAUUGAACUUAACAUUUUAAAAAAAAAAAAAUAAAAAAUAAAAAAAAAGACAAUGACCAUUCUUUGCUUGUUUAAUCAGAUACAAAUAAGCCACCGUCAUCCCACAUUUUUGGUGUCAUAUCAUUUACAUAACAUCUCUCCCACGCUUUGGAACCAACUAAACACUCAUGUUCUAAAAUGUACCUUAAUCUCUACCCUCCGUCCAGGUGCAGGCUGACGACGACGUCAUCUACCCGCCAUUCCGUCACCGGGGCCUUCCCAACCCGCCCAUGGCGUGCCACCCGGUCUGCGACCCGAAGUGGAACUGCCCGUCGUGCACGUCCCGACACCCACUCAUGAGGAUGAGCCCGUCCUCCCACUGCUACUCCCGCGCCUACUCCGCCGUCUACGAGACCAUCGAUGACGACGACGAUGAUGACGUGCCGCGCACCGAAGACUCGUCGCAGAGCCGGUCGAGGGGAAGAACCCCAACGAACUCAAACAGCAGGGAAUCGUGCCACAGUUGCUCCCCCUGCCAGACGUCGCCGACGAGUAUCAGCACCGUGCAGAUCCGACCGAGGCGCUACGACGAUGUCAGGGGCGGCGGAGGGCACCAGGUGGCCGAGACGGGCUUCAACGGAGAAGAGAACUUAGAACAAUUCCCCGUGACCUUUCUACCCAACUAUUUCGAGCUGGAACAUAACUGUGCCUUGUCCCAGAAUCCGUCGGGGGAGACCAUCGCCGACGCCAGCUUCUUGAACACUUCGACGCAGCGCGACGCAUCAAGCGAAUGUCACGCGAACGGGGCCUUCACGAGGUGUGAUCAGGGUCACGGGUUCUCGUGCCCGCAACAGUAUCCCCACAUCGCGGGCACGCCGCUGCAUUCCUAUCUCAUGAGCCAAAUUCACCAAAAUGCCAUACCCUCCGCCGGUGACCUCUACAGGGUCAGACCGACAACGACCGCAGCUUCACGGGACGGUGAGAGCUGCAGGGCCGACGACCUCCGAACCUCCGCAAAUCUUUCACAUUCCACCACGUCGAAAUUUGAAGGGCCCGGCUUCGGCUCGACGUUCGUACCGCAGCCACAGCUCUGUCACAACAGCAGCGCCAUCAACCACAGCCUUAACCCAACCCGCGCUGGACGGCAGCAGCAGCAGCCACACGACCACACCACACCACGGCAGGGCCAGCACGGGGGCUCCACAUCCAGUUUCGAGUCGCCCGGACGCUAUUUCUGUUCCACCUGUAAGCCGGAUUACAUCCCGGGGCUGAAGGGUUCGGGCAGGGACAAUGCACCACGCCAGCGGACACCAAGCAGUGGUGGCCCUAACUGCGUCAUUAUCGGACCGGACCUUCUGAAAGAAGCAUCCAACCAGAUGAUCCAGGAGCUGGCGGGCCCCGCUGCUCGCACCGACACAGCCGACGACAAAAAUGAGGUCCCCUUGCGGAAGCCCGUGCUUGCCUUACAUUCACAGUACUUCGCCAAGACGUCGGCGGCCUGACAUGUGUACCUCUUGUACCAUGUCCACAAGUCUUGUUUUACGUAAACCGCAUGUACCCUGUACACACGUCUUGUAAUACGUUCUUCCCAAGUGCAGCGUACGUGUUUCGUUUCUCGUAAGACGGUCAUCACUCGUAACGUGUACACAAUCAGAUCUUGUAAUAUGUUCAUCACAUGUAACUUGUACACAACCAAAUCUUGUAAUAUAUUCAUCACAUGUACAAGUUAUGCAUUUUUUAAUACGCUAACCGUACAAUGUGCACAUAUUAUUUGAGACAUUCAUCACAUGUACACAUAAUGUGUAAAACUUCCAUCUAAUGUACACAAAUGGUGUAAAACUUCCAUCACACGUACACAAAUGGUGUAAAUGUUCCAUCAGAUGUACACAAAUGAUGUAAAACUUCCAUCACAUGUACACAUAAUAUCUUUUAAGCUGUUGUUACUUUCCUGUAAAGUUUGAGAUGGUGUUUGAUCCCCUGGUAGCCAGCUACAACGCCACGACCCCGGGCUGUCGAUCUAAUUGGUACCGUCUCAUCGUGUUUGUGUAACUUUAGCCACUCGUUAUGGGACAGCUAGGACUUUGAACAUUUCAGCAAACAAUCCUUCAUUUUAUUUUAUUAAGACCUGCCUGUCAAAUUUCUUUUCAAACUUUUAUUUCCAA
This is a messenger RNA of Lymnaea stagnalis (great pond snail), 4830 nucleotides long. NCBI's taxonomy places the organism in Eukaryota, Metazoa, Mollusca, Gastropoda, Lymnaeidae. The record is from the annotation of a GenBank genome assembly.